Molecule: messenger RNA, 1893 nt
Organism: Saprolegnia parasitica CBS 223.65
Lineage: Eukaryota; Oomycota; Saprolegniomycetes; Saprolegniales; Saprolegniaceae
Exons: 7
Coding region: 1-1893 (630 amino acids)
Source: RefSeq, a predicted model, not a curated record
AUGCAUGCUGGCUUCAGCCCGUCGGCCGUCGAGGCGCUGCGCGCCGCUGUCGCCGAGCCCGACGUCUUCUCGCCGGACGAGUACGUGCGGUCGCUGCGCCGGAACCACGGCGACGUGACCAAGGCCGCGAUGCAGCUCAAGGCCAAGGCGAAAUGGCUGGCAGAGCACCAGCUCGGGAACCUCAGCCUCGCCAAGCCGUCGCUCCAGCGCGAGGCCAAGAAAGACUACCUCCACGUGCUGCACGAUGCCCACGACAAGUGCAAGUGCCCGAUCGUGCUCUUCAACCCGUCGCGCUUUAAACCCACGUCCGAGAGCGACAAGCUCGUGGCCGGCAACGAGCUCGCGAAGGACCAUGGCGGGCACGCCGAGGCGACCAGCACGUUGGAGGACGCCCGUCGGUACAUUGUGUACAUUGUGAGCCUUGCGAUCGAGCUCAUGGAAGACGAACAUGCCCCUGGCAUCGUGUACCUCGUGGAUCUCGAGCACGCGUCGUCGGCCAUGGUCUCGGAUGCGAGCUCGGUGCACCUCCAGCUAUUGCAGAUGCUCAAGGAGUACUUCCCCGAGACGAUCCAGUUUGUGUUUGUGCUGCACAUGGCGGCGAAUAGCCUCCUCAUGCGCGGUGCGACGUCGCUCUUGCUCAAAGGGCUCGGCGCACCUGAGGCGACGGCCGCCAAGGUGCACUUUCUCGCGGACCUGCGCGAGCUCCAGCACUACAUUGACGCGCCGAGUCUGCCAAACAAGUACGGUGGCCAGUACCGGCUCUCGACGCCGGCGCAGUGGAUGUCGGUGCAGGCCGAGCUCGAAGACGUCGAUCUGGACACGGUCGAGCAGGAAGAAGCCAAGACGUACAUGACCAAGCAAGCGCGCGAACUCAACGGUAUGCAAUAUGCUGCGUGCUCGGUCACCGACGUCGUGGAGAUGAACUCGACUGUGCUCCGGGGCACGCUCUAUCGCAACAAGAGCGGCCUCAGCUGGGUCAAGAUGUACGCGGUGCUCCGCCCGGACGCGCUCCUCCUCUACGAAGACAUGAAGGGCAAGAUGCCGAUGGUCAUCAUCCCGAUCAACGACGAGAUUCAAGCCAUGACGGCGCAGUUUGCCGACGCACCCCGGGGCACGUUUGGCUUCAAGAUUGAUGUGGUUGGGAUCCCGGGUGGCCACCUCUUGUGUGCAAGCAGCGAGAAGGAGCGCAGCAAUUGGCUCCAGGACAUCCAGAUGGGCAUCCAGACCUUCGAGGAGCAGCACGCACACGAAGUGUACGAAGAAGAGCGCAAGAUCGAGAUGGACAAGGCGUUUGAGAAGCUCAACAUGAUUGACCUCUCGACGGAUCUCCCACCCGUCGCGACGCCGGCCAGCCCCGCGGCGCCGACGCCCCUCAAGAUGACCGACCCGACCGCACUCCUCGAGGCGCUGCUGCCCAACCCCGGCAACGUCCACGCCGCCGGUAUGCUCAAGCCGAUGAGCCAUCCGCCAUACCCGGGGCUUCCAGGCCAGGCCCAACCUGGCCCGGCGCUCCAAGGUUUCGCGCAGCCGCCUCGCGGCCCGGGUAUGGCGCUCCUCAGCCCGGGUAUGGCGCUCCUCAGCCCGGGUAUGGCGCUCCUCAGCCUGGCUAUGGAGCUCCUCAGCCUGGCUAUGGAGCUCAGUCCGGGUAUGGUGCUCCUCAGCCCGGGUAUGCCGCUAUGCAACCUACUCCUCAGCCAACUCAGCCCGGGUAUGGCCCACAGCAGCCUGGAUAUGGACCACCGCAGCCUGGAUAUGGCGCCCCUCAACCUGGAUAUGGCGCCCCUCAGCCUGGCUAUGGAGCUCCCCAACCGGGAUAUGGCCUUGGACCACCGGUCCCACCGUAUCCGGGGCAUGGUCCGCGGCAAGUUCCGCCGCAGCAAGCGCCGGUUUUAA